GGCACCCCACUCUCCACCCGGUGGGGACCACGAUGGGGUUUUCACCCCUCGAGUGGACCCCACGCUGCUCCAGCCAGAUUUCCGAAAGGGCCAAAUCUCGACCUCCUGGGGGACCUGUCCGAGAGCCGGGAUUGCGUCAACUGCGGCUCCAUCCAGACCCCGCUGUGGAGGAGGGACGGCACCGGCAACUACCUGUGCAACGCCUGCGGGCUCUACACCAAAAUGAACGGCCUCAGCCGGCCCCUCAUCAAGCCCCAGAAGAGAGUGCCCUCGUCCCGGCGGCUGGGCUUGUCCUGUGCCAACUGCCACACCACGACCACCACCCUGUGGCGCAGGAACGCGGAGGGCGAGCCCGUCUGCAACGCCUGCGGCCUCUACAUGAAGCUCCACGGGGUUCCCCGACCUCUUGCUAUGAAAAAAGAAGGAAUUCAGACCAGGAAGCGAAAACCUAAGAACAUAAAUAAGUCAAAGGCAUGCUCUGGUAACAGUACUACUGCGGUUCCUAUGACUCCAACAUCCACGUCUUCUACUAACUCAGAUGACUGUAGCAAAACCGCUUCUCCCAGCACACAGACUGCAGCCUCCGGG
Messenger RNA from Pelecanus crispus (Dalmatian pelican), 588 nucleotides. The record is from RefSeq and is a predicted model, not a curated record. Lineage: Eukaryota; Metazoa; Chordata; Aves; Pelecaniformes; Pelecanidae.